UAGUGUAUAGAGAAAACAUAUUUCAUCUUCUCAAAAAUCCUGGAGUAGUUGCUUGGUACUCUGGGUGUCGCUGUUCACCAACCUGGGAGAGAAAUUAAAGGAGAGUCAGCCUUUUCAUUUCUUCUACACAAAGAGCCUUCAGAUGAAAUACACAAAGAUUCAGCAUAUGAGCACUCUGAAUUUGACUGUGGAUACUUCACCAGACAUAGACGGUCCAAGAACUGAAUUCAGACACACGUAGUGAGAAAAGAAAAAUGGAUAAUUCGGCAGACAGACAGCAAUGACUGCUGAGCACAGGCAGUGGGCUUGCAGAGAAUCAUUCUUGCUUUGCUUUCUCUUGGGAACUCUGUGGAAGGAUGGGGCUGCCGAGAUCCACUACUCGGUACCCGAGGAGAUGAAGAAGGGCUCUUUCGUGGGCGACAUCGCCAAAGAUCUGGGGGUAGAGCCUCAGGAACUGUCAGAGCUCGGUGCUCGAAUCGUCUCCAGAGGUAAGAAGCAGCAUUUCUCUCUGAACCUAAGAAGCCAUAGCUUAGUGACCUUGGACAGAAUAGAGAGGGAGGAGCUUUGUGCUCAGAGAUCCCAGUGUCUGCUGAUUUUCAAUAUUCUGACUGAGGAUAAGUCAAAACUUUACCCUAUAGAAGUAGAAAUAUUAGACAUCAAUGACAACGCUCCUCGCUUUGGGUCAGAGGACUUGGAUUUCAAAAUUAAUGAAAAAAUCACUCCAGGAACUGGAUACCCUCUGCCUUCCGCACAGGACCCGGAUGUGGGUGUGAAUUCAGUCCAGAGCUACCAGCUGAGAUCAAACCAUCACUUCUUUCUGCACCUGCAGAGAGGAACAGGUGAGGCCAAGUACCCGGAACUGGUGCUGGAGCAGGCGCUGGACCGGGAGAAGGAGCCUGUUCACCACCUUACCUUCACAGCCUCGGAUGGGGGAGAUCGGGUCCGCUCUGGCACCGUACACAUUCGUGUGACUGUACUUGAUUUCAGUGACAAAGCGCCAGUAUUUACGCAACCCACGUACAGCGUGAGCGUUCCUGAAAGUGUGCCUGCGGGAACAUGGAUGCUCACGGUGAAUGCCACUGACUCAGAUGAGAGAGUCAAUGGGGAAGUGACCUAUUCUUUUAGGAACACCGAAAGUAAAGCAGUCCAAACCUUCCACUUGGACUCUCAUAGAGAGGAAAUAAGGAAUGAAAUAUCCUUGAAUUUUGACGAAUUAGAAUUUUAUGAAAUGGAAAUUCAAGCACAAGAUGGAGCUGGUUUAAUGGCCAAUGCUAAGGUCUUGAUCACAGUUCUGGACGUAAAUGACAAUGCCCCAGAAGUGACAAUCACUUCGUUCAUCGGUUCAGUUCCAGAAAAUUCUCUCCAAGAGACUGUGAUUUCCCUUCUUCAUGUGCAUGCCCCAGAUUCUGGAGAGAAUGGUUGUGUCAAGUGUUCUAUUUGGGAGAAUCUGCCCUUUAAAUUAGAAAAAAAAACAGUUGAUAACUAUUACAGUUUGCAGACAGACAGGAUUUUGGACAGGGAGCAUGUAUCUGUGUACAACUUCACAGUGACAGUGAUAGACAGAGGGAGUCUACCACUAUCGACUUAUACUCACCUUUCACUGAAUAUAGCUGACAUCAAUGACAAUUCGCCCACUUUCAGUCAGUCAUUUUACUUUGCCUAAAUAGAAGAGAAUAAUCCUAAAGGAGUCUCUGUUUAUUCAGUUACUGCCUCAGAUCCCAACCUGGAGGUUAAUGCUCAAGUCACUUACUCCAUUGCAGAAGACACUUUCCAGGAGGCAUCUCUCUCUUCUUAUGUCUCCAUUAAUUCUGAUACAGGCAUACUUUAUGCUCUGCGCUACUUUGACUAUGAACAGUUUAAGGAGCUACAGCUGAGACUGACAACCAGGGACUCUGGGGACCAUCAUUUCAGCACCAUCUCCCUGACUCUGUUCAUCCUGGAUCAGAAUGACAAUGCUCCAGAAAUCCUGUACCCCGCCUUUCCCACGGAUGGCUCCAGUGGAGUGGAGCUGGCCCCAUGCUCUGCAGAGCCAGGCUACCUGGUGACCAAGGUAGUGGCAGUGGAUGCAGAUGGCCAGAAUGCCUGACUGUCCUACCACCUGCUCAAGGCCACAGAGCCUGGGCUCUUCUCCAUGGGUCUGUAUUCAGGGGAGAUCAGGACUGUUUGGACAUUCCUCGACAAAGAUGCCUUCAAGCAGAAUCUCAUAGUGGCAGUAACAGAUAAUGGAGAGCCCCCUCUCUCUGCCACCAUCAGUGUCACUGUGGCAGUGGCUGAUAACAUCCCUGAGAUCCUCUCAGAUCUCAGCAGCCAGGCAGCUCCUGGAAUUCAAGAGGACUCUAAUAUCACACUUUACUUGGUCAUAGAAAUAGCUGCAGUAUCUUGUCUCUUUUUUGCCUUCAUCAUUGUCUUACUGAUAGUCAAGCUCCAUCAGUGGAGGAGAUCACAGUUUUUAGGGUCAUCUGAUACCUAUUUCUUGGGUGUGCCUGCAUCCCAAUUUGUGGACACUAAUGGAGUUCAAGCUUUUCUCCAAACACAUUCACAUGAAGUUGCUCUUACUACUGACUCUUGGAAAAGCCAGUUGAUCUUCCCCCAGCCCAACUACGCAGACACACUUCUAAGUCAGCAAAACUACAAGAAAUCAACAUUAUGUCCCCAGUCUUUAUUUGAAGCUAAAGAUGAACAAACAUUUUUUUCAGGUAAAAAAAAUUCUGUAGAAUUGAAUUACAAGUUAUUUUGA
Molecule: messenger RNA, 2737 nt
Organism: Phascolarctos cinereus (koala)
Lineage: Eukaryota; Metazoa; Chordata; Mammalia; Diprotodontia; Phascolarctidae
Source: RefSeq, a predicted model, not a curated record